This is a messenger RNA of Culex pipiens pallens (northern house mosquito), 7667 nucleotides long. RefSeq lists its product as uncharacterized. The record is from RefSeq and is a predicted model, not a curated record. The transcript has 16 exons. NCBI's taxonomy places the organism in Eukaryota, Metazoa, Arthropoda, Insecta, Diptera, Culicidae. Gene Ontology annotation, molecular function: protein binding. Bases 1373 to 4915 code for a protein of 1180 amino acids. Gene Ontology annotation, cellular component: plasma membrane.
CGACGAGGAGCAGCUCUCAGCUGGUUGAUCCCGAGCCGUAGUCCUCUGUAGUGCGGCGGACUCCGAUGACUCCGGGACGGUAUUCGGUGGUCGGUUCGGUUCGAUUCCUCUGAAGAGUUGCUCGUCGUCGGGUGGUGGUGCAGCAGCAGCGCGGUGUUUGCCCUUUGAAGAAGAGCGGUGGGACGAAGAAGAUGCACUUUAUGUGGGACACGCCGCGGAAUCUGCUUUAGGAGGAUUCGUGGAAAAUGCUACACCGGACUAAGGGAUACGGUUACCCGAUUGUGAUGUGGUUUCGCUAGGGGAAAAGUGGAUUAUCGAAUCACUGCGGAGCAAAACAUCCAUCGAUCGCGACAAAGUGACGUCGAUUCGGGGCCCCUUUUUUCUGUGUUAGUGGAUGAAUCCAAAAGUGGAACAAGCAGAGUUUACCCAGUGGAAUCCGUAGUUGUGGAAUAGGAGCACCAUCCAAAGCGUAUCAAGAAGAAUCCUUAGAAAAGGAUACAGAAGUGCGCUGGACUACGAAUUCGAAUGGACUUUUUUGUUGGUGUUGCGUUCGUCGUCCUUAAGAAGAACAGACAAAAGGUCGUGUGAUUGUGGAUGUGUGUGAGUAUGUGUGUAACUCAAACAAGGAUUACGAUUCGUGAUUGUACCAAAAGGAUUCCAUGUAACGACAUGUAACCAGCACCGGAUCCGACCCGAAACGAGGAAGAUUUUUUUAAGCUGCAAAACGAAACAGUGGUGACGAAUGUGAACUUGUGAACGUGUCUGUGUCUGUUUGCUCAGAGGAUAAUGCGAAAUGGUAAUCAGCUAAUUUGAUUAACAAACGGGACAGUACGGACAAUUCCCAGGAUAUACGUAUAGCUGCACAGUGUGGAGUUACUCGGAAGUGCACCUGGCCUGCGUGCAGCGGCGAUGAACUGGUGUCAGAUUUGAUUAAGCAGGGAUUUUUUGCACCCCCCGUGUGCAUGCUGAAUGGUGUCACUAAUUGGAAAAUGAAACAACAAUCGAACCGGAUCAGGUGAAGAGGAUCAUCUGGCCAGCGGCAUCAUCAAUUUGUGUUCCCAGCUGAGUGAUUGCGCCUGAACACAAAACUUUCCAAUUUCCAGACUAGUGUGGAAGGGAAAAUUCUGUGUCGAGCUCGUGUAUGUGUGCAGUGAAGGAAAAGAGACACAGUCACGCUACGACGACGGUGGUGGCGACGCCGGGUUCAGGGGUCAGGUUCAACGGAACCGGGGCCACUCCGACCAAGGCCUGCGAUACUCCGAACAGAGUGAACCGAUAGGAGGAUAAUCGUUUAAGUGGAUUUAUUAUGAUUUAAAUAGAGGAUUAUCGGAGGCAGAGAGCAGAGGCGAAACGACGACGAUAUAUAUAAAAGAUGAACAUCAAAGCAAUACACUGGUCGCUGGUGGCGGCGCUGGCGCUCAAACUGGCCGGAAUUGUGGUGGUCCACGCGUGCAAAAUCUCGGAACAUCCGUGCAAGGGCGGUGCGUUCUGCGUUCCGCUGGACAAGUACUGCGACGGAAAGGAUGACUGCGGCGAUGGCAGUGACGAGCCGAAGAUGUGCACCGUGUGCAACCGAACGUACUACGGCGAUAUCGGACGGACGUACUCAUUAACGGUUCCGCCACCCCAGUGGAACCGGUUGCCGUUCCUGUGCCACCUGACGUUCACUGCGUCCGGAAACGAGCAAGGCGAUAUCGUGCAGAUCAUCUUCGACCGGUUCACGGUGGGCCGCUUCGACGAGGGCCUCAUCGAUCCGGACCUGGACUCGAGCGAUGCCAGCCUGACCAGCGGCGGAGAUCUUCCCGGCUGUCCGGAGGGAUUCAUGCAGCUCAGCGAACUGGGUCGUCCGUUCACCGGCGGAUCCUGGUGCGGCAAGGCGUCCGGCCAUCAGCUCUACUACAGCGAAACGGCCACGGUGACAGCAUCUGUCAAGGUAUUCCAUGCACCGAUGCAGGCUGGGACGCCGUUCGAGUUCCGGAUCCGGUACAAAUUCAUAAGUCAAUCAGACGCCAUUGUCAGGUAUGGAGCGCCGAACGAGCUGCUCGAGCUGGGACGGGUUACGCCGGGGACGUACUGCACCCGGCAGUACGACGAGUGCUACCGGAAGAAGUGUCGCCUGCAGAGUCCCAACUAUCCGGGGAUGUACCCGCGCAACGUGACCUGCUACUGGACCAUCCGGCAGAAGGUGGUGCCCACGUGCAAGCACGCCAUGGUCGCCAUCAGCCAGGAGAACGAGCACAAGGCGCUGGUUAAGAGGUCGAUUGCCAGCAUGAACAAGACAUCCCGGGCGGUCCGGGCGUGGUCCGACUGCACCGGCGAGCGUGACCAUCUGAUCUUCUACGACGGCAGCAGCACCAACGAUCCGGUGCUGGCCAAGUACUGCGGCGGUGACUGGCUGCCGAGGGUUGUCUCGAGAGGACCCGAAAUGCUGAUUGCGUUCCACUCGAGCCCAUUCUCGGCCCCACUGCAGUCGGGUCAGUCCAACCGGGGCUUCGAGCUGGACGUGGACAUUCUGUUUGCGGACUCGGACUCGCACGACUUUGCCCAGGGCCACAAGUGCGAGUUUCACAUCAAUGCAUCUAGUCCAGAUGAGGUACUGUACUCGCGCCGGGGUCGCAUGGGUCACCUGCUGAGCCCGCGGCACACGCUCCCGCCGAACACCACGUGCACGUACUACUUCCACGGCAUCCCGUCCGACCUGGUGUGGAUCGCGUUCACCAACUACCACCUGCAGAUUCUGCAGCAAACGGGCAGCGGCGACAACGGAACGAGUAUCAAGUCCGAGUCCGCCCAUCCGUGGAUAACGCGACUUCGAAUAUGGGACAGCGCGGGGACGUACGUCCCGAUCAAGACGACGUCGCCUUCGUCGAUCAUAACGACGGCCUCGUCCUCGUCGUCUUCGGCGGCGCAGUCUUCACAGUCGUCCAAUGCGGCGACCGGGGUAACGCAGCCGGUCUUUGCCGGAACCAGUACUACCGCGCUGUAUCAGCAGUUGAUGAACCGCACCGUUGGGACGUACUACGGCACGAUCAAUCAGCACGGGAAGAACCUGAAGAUCAACGUGGACAACGUGUGGAACCCGGUCGAUCAGUACAUCUACGGACCGACGGUCAACAGCAUCUUCAACCAACCGCACCCGCAGCCCCAGCCCCAUCCGGUGUCCGGUGGCAUGGGCUCGGAGAAGGGACUGGUGUUUGGAGGAUCGAUAGGACUGCAGGAGAAGAUGCCCAAGUACUCGUCCGGUGGCAGUGGGAAGGGCAAGGACGGAUCGCGCCACGGCAAGGACAACGAGGUGGUCAAGGAGUCGUCCGGACGCAGGGAUAAAUCUUCCCGGAGUAACGAGCGCCGCCGGAUGGUGGCCGAGUUCUACGACAACGACGCACCCAAGCUGUGCGAUCACGUCUCGCUGGAGAGUAACAACCACCGGAUGCGGCCGUGUACGCCGCUGGAGAGCUACGUCAGCACUGGGAGUGAUUUGAAAAUCGAGUUCCACACGAUGACGGGAACUUCGCUGUUUCCGUCCAGCUUCGGCAUCAAGUACGAGUUUGUCGAUACGGAACUUGGCGGUGAGCCGUACUUGGGGCAGAAGGGUGAGGACGUUCCGCUGCUCUGUUCGAGGGUGUUCCGGAAGCGAAAGGGAGAGUUUCAAUCGCCACGGAAUGUGUUCCUGCAUGGGCGGGGAGGAGCGAGUAACAUAACCUGCUUGUACCGGUUUGAGGCUUCAGUUGGGGAGAGGGUACGCAUCGAUUUGUUCAACGUUUCCUUUGGAGAUUCUGCCACGUGUACGACCGAGUCCGAUGGUCAUACGGGUCGGGCAAAGUGUACACCGUCGGAAGCAGAUCCGGACGGUCGAGUUGGAGAGCUUCGACUGUUUGACGUGCCGUACAAGGACGUCAAGAUUCCGUUGGGUUGUUUCUGCGACAACACAACCAGCUCGUACAAUUCCCCUCUAACGUUCGUCUCGAACUCACGCACGAUGGAAUUGACGUUUACUGUGACACGGUUGAACAUUUCGGAGGACUUUGCCGAGGUGUACUUCCACGCGGCGUAUGACUUUAUUAAGGUGCCGGAGUGUAAGAAGCGGUUGAAGUUGCGAGGAUCCGGCGGAGAAGAUGAGGUCAACUAUCCGUUGAAGUCACACGAGGCUAGCUGUGAUGGGUUGCCGUGGUACAUUGAAGCUCAACAGCAGGAUCGCAGCUUGUUCGUGCGGACUUGGGGUGGUUUCCUGUCGUUGGAUCCUACCCAGGAUGAGUUCAGCAAGUGCAACACUAGAAAUCGACUGCUAGUUUACAGCGGCAAGCCGCUGAAGGUGGUUCGGGUGAUCUGUCCGUCGUCUUCGUCCAGCAGGUCUUCGGCGCUGCACAUCUUCUCCGAGGACUGGCUGAGCUCGCAGCCGUUCCUGAGCAUGGACAGUCCCAGCAGACCGGUCAGCAUGGUGCUGGAGCCGAUCCACAAGGAGCCGGGCAGCAUCGCGUUCUCGUGGCUGGAGAUCCAGCGCACCAAGGCGUCGCUGAUCCAGCAGCUGGACAUGCAGACCAACUUCACUGCCAACGAUACGCUCGUCGAGUUCGGACUGUACCCGCGGGAAACCGAGUGCGAGCACCGCUGCCCGGAGCUAGACGCCUGCAUCGGGAAGGUGCUGUGGUGUGACGGUCGUCCCAACUGCCCGUCCGGGUACGACGAGAGCGAACAGGAGUGCGGCAGCCGGCUGAUGGAGCUUCCCGGGGGGAUCUUCGCCGCGUUUGGCUGCCUGGCGGCAGCCCUGUCCGCUUGCCUGAUCUUCUGCGUACUAGCGAUGGUCAAGAAGCGCCGAAAGUCCAACGAGAAGCUCAAGACGGCGCCCGCCUCGUUCAACGGAACUCUCUCCAAGAAGGACUACAAGAAGGAGCCCCUCUUCUUUGACCCGGACUCUUGACACGGGCUUCAACCGGUCGAGUACAUCCACGUCGACCGGGAGACGACCGUGUGACAUGUUGUCUACGUCGACAUGGACGACCUAGCGUACUGCUAGAGACAGCCAAACAAGCCGGGACGCGACACACAGGUGAGCAGCUCACCCUCGAUAGAGUCACUUGGUCCAAGUGAUUAGCAUUAAAUCUAUAUAUGAUAUAUUUCAAAAAAGGACGUUAGGAACGUGACGGCGGCCACAAGGACAAACUGCCCAACUUGGCGCAAAUUAUUGCGCAAUUUAAAACGGAAAGUCACUAGUCAAAACCAAAACAUGUUUAAAGUAAAAAAAAAAUCUGAAACCUUUCAAAAUACCAAGUGGAACUUGACGAAAACACAAAAGUAUUAUAUAGAGAUCUUUUUAAGCAUUUGUAAGAUUUUUAUUCUACAAAAAUCUUGUGAUUCAAAACGUCUUAGUUUUCUAUUACGACUAUAUUUUUAAAAUCGGGCCCGAUCGGCUGCACAGAGAUUUACUGCACACUUACACACGUACACAAAUUACACUACGACACACAAAAAAAAGAACUCUCUCUCUCUCUGAAACCGUCUAUCGGGGUAAAACCGUGUAGUUAAAUGUAGACUCGCUAUUUAAAAUGAACGAAAAUGAACUCGAUUGCAUCUUAAAGCAAACACGUGUGAGUAAAAGUGAGAAUGAGAAAACUAGCCAAAUAUUUUUUUAAAGGUAAAACUUAAACAAUGUGAACAAAAGCGUUACUUCUUACUGAAAAAAAAAAAAAAACAAGAAACGGAGAAAUGAGAAACUAACUAAACUACCAUCUAGAGCAGAGAACAAUUAAACAUAACAACAAAGACAAAUUUCUUCUAUAUCGUAAGCUGUUACCGAAACAAUUACACAAAAACACACUCUCACAGAAUGAUGAGCUCUGGAAAGCGCACUCGUUUAGGAAAAAAAAAGUCUUCGUUUUUCCGUUAGCCAAAAAUGUUACCCACUGAACUCUUGGUUCGUGUUACCUGUAGUAUCGACGCCGUGUGCUGGGGUGGUUCCUUCAAAACAUCUUUUUUUUUUAAUUUUAUUAUUACUAUGUUUUUUAUUUAUAUUACUUUUUUCGAUCUUGUUAAUUCUUCAAACAUUGUUUUUAUUUUAUUUAAAAAUAACUUAUAUUAAAAUGCUCAAAUUUCAUCAUCGACAUGUUUUAACAUCUAGAGUUUUUUUUGAAAGGGUCCUAUACACGAAGAAAAAAGAGUUCCUAGAAUCGUGAACAUGCGUUCAUGAAAAUGGGAACCACGAAAAAAGUGUUCAAAUCCCAUGGUACGUUUUUCAAAAACGUAUCAUGAAAUUUGAACACUUUGUGCCAUGUUUCCAUUUUCAUGAACGCAUAUUCACGAUUUUGGUAACACUUUUUUCUGCGUGUUAGCUUUUGUUUUUUAUAUGUUUAUAUUGUACGAUCAGUUCCUAGCUGGACUCGGUCGUUGGAAACGACCGUCGGCUCAACGACCGACGAAAUAGGCGGCGGGCCUGAUGCGGGCAUAAAAAUGUCAAAAUCUCUCCCCCCCCUCACUUCGUAUCACCAUCCAGCUGCAGCUUUGUUGACAAACAAACGGAACACGCGGUCGCAUGAUGGCGGCAUCGAGCCAGAAUUAGGGGUGAUCAUGUCAUUAAAAAUGAAAGUUUUUUCAAGAAAAAGAAAUAUUUUUCCGACCGAAUGAAAAAAAUGCGAGCGUGUUCAAACAAUUAUUCCUGAUGUCGGAGAAUUAAUUUUUCUAUAAAUUGAACUUUUCCACUCCAACUGGGAACCCCUAGGUCUAUCCACGACCGUUUCCAAUGACCGUGAGAAGAUGCCAGAAAAUCCAGCUUCGAGCUAAAUCCACAAUAAUAUCUUUAAAAAAAAACUUUAGAUAUUUUUUUUUCUAAAAAGAAAGUAUUUUUCAUAAUUUUGAUGACACAAUUUCGUUCAAUCAACCCAGCACAUCAUUCCAAACACAAAUCCUCACUGUAAAUAGCAUUGUAUUGUACAACAAAGUGUAAAUACUAGUAACCUAGUAAAUCAAAUUGGACGUGUGACGGUUGCAUACGUCCAGGGGAAACAAAAGUCCUUCACCUUACAUAUAAAUAUAGUUCACUAGCCUUCACCAAUACAACAACAACAACAAAAACUGAGGCGAACACCAUCGUCGGAAAGGAAUUAAAUAACACACACAUAAACACAUUCACAUACAGCUCUAGGGAAUAAAGUGAAAGAAAAACAAAAACAACCCGAUUUAUGUGGUGUCACACGUACGCAAACAAACAAAAACACACAAAAACACUACCAAAUCAAAAGAGUGUGAAACGAAAAUGAAAGAUCUGAGCCGAACGAUAGAGCGACCGAAUUAAAAAUGGAAUAUUUUUCUAUUGCUAUUGAGAGGACGAACUUGUGAGUGGAGGGAGAAGCCCCGGGGAAAAAUAGCUAUUUUUCACACAGACAGUCGGAGAAGGAAAGAAAAAAACCUUUGGCAGGCACAGCGAACCGAAAAGACUUAAUAAAGUAAGCAGCUGCAUGAUACGAAAGGCAAUAAAAAAAAAGAGUCAAAAUUUAUGGCUUGAAAUAUAGUCGUUUCGAUUGUCACCAGGGAGAGAAGCCAGCAUCCGCCAAUUUCCUCCAAACUAUCACGCAAGAAAAAGUAACAGAGCAGAAAAAAUACCGAAUAAAUUAGAAGGCACGCAGACAAAGAGAACUCACUAAAUAAUUGAAAGUAAACAUUAAAGAAAAAAAAAACAA